CCCUAUAUAUAAGUGAAUUAGACAGUAACACAACUUGAAGCCAUGCACAUAAACACAUAAACUACUAACAAUUUAUGGAAAACAAAUUAGCAGGUAAUUUUGAGCCAUCUUAUGAGUGGCAACAUGAAGAAGGAUUUGAUCUUCUCUUAGUCCAUCUCCCAGAAUUCAAGGAUAAAGAAGGGUUGAAGGUACAAGUUAGCAACUGCGGAGUUCUAAAGAUCUCAGGAGAUCGUCAAGAGAACCAAACAAGACUCAGAUUUUUAAAAGAGAUUCAAGUAAGGAAGAACCAUGACAAAGAUGAGAUAAAAGCCAAAUUCGAGAAGGGUGUUCUCAAAAUUACGCUGCCAAAUAAAGUUGAUGAAGAAUAUGAAUUAACAACAACAUCAAAUAAAUCAAGAUUCAAGAAGUUCAAAAAGGAGGCCACAGGUGUUGCAGCUAUCGUGGUUGUAGUUGCUGCUCUCUCCGGAUUCGCGUACUAUAUUUAUCGGACUACUAUUAUUAAAGACUAAUAUAGUUUAAACGGAUUUCUUCUAUUUAUAUAGUCCAAAUAAGAAUAUUAUACGGUUAUGAUGCAAUGAAAACAAAGAGGUCCAUAACAUAUUGCAACA
This is a messenger RNA of Capsicum annuum, 608 nucleotides long. RefSeq lists its product as uncharacterized. The coding region runs from base 75 to 509 and encodes 144 amino acids. NCBI's taxonomy places the organism in Eukaryota, Viridiplantae, Streptophyta, Magnoliopsida, Solanales, Solanaceae. The transcript has 2 exons. The record is from RefSeq and is a predicted model, not a curated record.